AUGCCGUCCGCAGUUGUCACUGGCGCCACCGUGCUAUCGUGCACCAUCUGCUCAAAGAUUCCUCAUAUGAAAGAAUCUUUUUCGCUUUCCCGCAGUAAUCCCGGAUACGAAAGCCCCAAGAUUAAGCAUGCCACCCUCGAUCUCCAAGCAUCGGCCGAUGAAAUGGCCAAAGAGCUGGCCGACGUCUCAGCAGAGCAUGUCUUCUUCUGCGCCUAUCUGGCCCGGGGCGAUCCCGGCGAGGCCGCCCGGGUAAACAGCGCGAUGCUUGGCAACUUUAUCCGCGCCCUUGAAGUCUCGGGCGCCGUCAAGAAACUGAAACGGUUCAUCCUGACCUGCGGCUUCAAGCAGUACGGCGUGCACCUCGGUCACCCCAAGCAACCGCUGCUGGAAAGUGAUCCUCCCUUGGAGAAUGGCUUUGGGGGAAUUGCCUGGCAGACGAACUUCUACUAUGACCAGCAGCGGAUCCUUGCUGAGGCUGCGGCCAGAGGAAAUUGGGAGUGGGUGGCUACGUACCCCGAAGACGUUCUGGGAUACGCCAAGGGCAACUUCAUGAACGAAGCAAGCGCCCUUGGCUUGUCAACAAAGCGCUCCCAGGCUCUGAACUUCCUUUUCCUGGCUGCCGCGCGAAUUACUUUGCCUUCAAUUGCUGGACUUCGGCCAAUCUGCACGCCAAGUUCUGCCUUUGGGCCGCGAGCAGCCCACGCGCAGGGAACAACGCGUUCAACGUAA
Messenger RNA from Aspergillus chevalieri, 729 nucleotides. RefSeq lists its product as uncharacterized. The transcript is spliced from 2 exons. The record is from RefSeq and is a predicted model, not a curated record. NCBI's taxonomy places the organism in Eukaryota, Fungi, Ascomycota, Eurotiomycetes, Eurotiales, Aspergillaceae. Bases 1 to 729 code for a protein of 242 amino acids.